GCUGCGUUAAAGUACAGCUCAAUGACGUCAUGCGAUGCCAUCAGGCGACCAACAGUAGCGGCCAACGCGACGGCAGCUAAUAAUGCUGUUGCGGUAGAUAACUGUAGUACAGCAGGCAACGCGAAUGUUGCAAUUAGACUGCACAAAGUGACAUUACUAUUCAAUGAGGUCGAUCGCGCGGCCAAGCGGCUGGAGCAGCUCACGGAGCAGCGUCGUGAGCGCUUGCGUGAAUUGACGCGUCAGCGAGCGCUGGAGGAUGAAAUUAACGAG
This is a messenger RNA of Bactrocera oleae (olive fruit fly), 270 nucleotides long. The record is from RefSeq and is a predicted model, not a curated record. Lineage: Eukaryota; Metazoa; Arthropoda; Insecta; Diptera; Tephritidae.